Messenger RNA from Saccostrea echinata, 774 nucleotides. Its product is annotated as fibroleukin-like. The record is from RefSeq and is a predicted model, not a curated record. NCBI's taxonomy places the organism in Eukaryota, Metazoa, Mollusca, Bivalvia, Ostreida, Ostreidae. The coding region runs from base 1 to 774 and encodes 257 amino acids. The transcript is spliced from 4 exons.
AUGAUGUUUUCCAUUCUUUUACUGCUUUUUAUGUCAAUAUCACAAGUCAGAACGGGGUCAAUGUUAACAGGUACUUUCAAUCCGAACUCUACGGCUUUGAUCAAUGAAAGACGCGACAUCAAGGAAAUCGACGUUCUUCGACAGAUCAUCAACCAGGAAACUCUCAUCUGUUUAGCCGUGGUCAAGGAUGUAAAGGCAGCAGUGGACGACGUUAGUUUUGUGAAGCGAAGCAUGGCGUCUACAGAAACGAUGGCCUCCUCUCUACAGCAGGCGCUAAAAACAUUGAAAAGUCAGGUUGAUUCCUUCAUUCAGAACAAUAAAUUAGCGCAGACGGUAGAAUUAUUAAAACGACAGGUAGAUAUUCACCAGACGGUAGAUACAUUGAAAACACAGGUUAAUUUUUUGAGUGGGGAACAGAGAAAAGAAAAGGAGAAGAUUGCAAUGAGUUGUGAGAACAAGAUUCAAGAAACUGAACAGAAGUUUAAUAGAAACAUCGCCGAGAUAUACGAACUUCUAAAUAACAGAACAUUCCAAACCGUUAAGAAAGGUUCAAAAGCAACAGAUUGUAAGGACCAUUAUCUACAAGGACAAACACAGUCUGGUGUUUAUGAAAUAUAUCCUUUUCAUAACGAGAUCCAGGUCAGCGUGCACUGUGAUAUGGAGACUGAAGGCGGAGGGUGGACAGCAAUCCAGAAACGGGUGGGUGGAUCCCUGAGUUUUGACAAAAUGUGGGCGGAGCACAAAAAGGGUUUGGGAACCCCUAAUGACUCCUAA